AUGUGGAAGUUGUUAAAAUGCUCCGAUCUGCGUUCUGCAGAAGCCAUAAAAUAAAAUUUGUUGAAAAAAUAUUUUCUGCCGAAAAAUUAAUUUUGCUGUUGUUUCGAGUGAUUUUGAUUUUGAUUUCGAUUUCGUACCCACACAAUCCUUUCUUGUCGUUUGCUGUUAUGCGUAAUUGUUUUUAAACCGACGUAUUAUAUUCAAGUGCAGCCGAUAUUCAAGCGCUUGAGAAUCUGUUAAGAUGUCGAAUCAGAAUGCCUUAGAACCGAUGCAAGUUGACAUUCAUCCCGAGGAUAAUGAAAAUUUCGAAGAAGAUCUUCCACAUAUUGUGGAAAACUCCAACUUGGAUCUGGAAUCGUACGCCAACAAUUAUACGGGAUUGGCACGUUUGUACAGAUUAUCAUUCAUUGCCGACCAUUGUCCUUCUUUAAGAACCGAGGCUUUGAAAAUGGCGUUAGCGAAUGUAAUGCAAACCUAUAAUACCACCAUGUAUCAAACUUUGCACAAGAAAUUAGUCGACGCUUAUUGUGGGUCUGCGAACAUCUUGCCCGAUAUAGCUGGAGGUGGUCGAGCUGGUCAUCAAGAAAUUCCGCAGUUGGAUCAAACGUGGAUAGAAACAAGAACGAAGAAAGCAGCGUUGAAGUUGGAAAAAUUGGACACCGAUUUGAAAAAUUAUAAAAGCAAUUCUAUCAAAGAAAGCAUUCGUCGCGGUCACGAUGAUUUAGGCGAUCAUUAUCUGGAUUGUGGAGAUUUAAAUAACGCUUUGAAGUGUUACUCUCGCGCUCGUGAUUACUGCACCAGUGGAAAACAUAUAGUCAAUAUGUGCAUCAACGUCAUCAAAGUUAGUUUGUAUUUGCAAAACUGGACGCACGUGUCCAGUUACGUGUGUAAAGCUGAGCAAACUCCGGAUUUCGCCGAAGGAAAAGACAGUAACCAUGUAAUUUUUACUCGACUGAGGUGCGCAGCCGGCGUAGCAGAGUUGGCUGGUAAACGUUACAAAGCCGCAGCUCGUCAUUUUUUGCAAGCUAGCUUAGAUCAUUGUGAUUUUCCGGAGGUCGUGUCUCCCAACAAUGUCGCAAUUUACGGCGGUCUAUGCGCUUUAGCUACUUACGAUCGUAAUGAGUUACAGAAAAAUGUCAUUCAAAGCAGUUCUUUCAAACUAUUUUUGGAAUUGGAACCUCAACUACGAGAUAUUAUAUUUAAAUUUUACGAAUCCAAGUAUGCCACUUGUUUGAAGCUCUUGGAAGAAAUCAAGGAUAAUUUGUACCUCGAUAUGUAUAUUGCUCCGCAUGUACCCGCUUUGUAUUCUCAAAUAAGAAAUCGUGCUCUAAUUCAAUACUUCAGUCCGUAUCUGUCGGCCGAUAUGCGAAAAAUGGCGUCUGCAUUUAACACAUCAGUUCCUAGUCUCGAGGAUGAAUUAAUGCAGUUAAUUUUAGACGGUCAAAUUCAAGCUCGGAUUGAUUCUCAUAACAAAAUAUUGUAUGCAAAAGACAUCGAUCAACGUAGUACCACAUUUAAAAAGUCAUUGGCUAUGGGUAAACAGUACGCCAGAAGUUCCCAUAUGUUGAUAUUACGAGCAGCUGUUAUUAAACAUCAUAUCCAAGUGAAAGACUGAAUUCGUUCACGUAAUUUAUCUGCUCGGCGAGAUGAAUAUCAACACUCAACAGUGUGAAAUGUCUAUGAAAAAUAUGAUUAUAUAUUUAGAAAGUAACGCCAGAGUCCUGUUUCAUGUCAUAUUUUGUUUUGUUUUUUAAACUAUUUUUUAAGUUCUAUAAUCAUUUUCAUGCUUGUAUAAAGUCGAAGCGUUGAUUCAAACAAAAAUUGUUAAUUGAUUUGUAAAAAUUGGAAUAUUUUAUGCUGAA
Planococcus citri (citrus mealybug) is the source of this 1862-nucleotide messenger RNA. It is a transcript of the gene CSN1b, whose product is annotated as COP9 signalosome subunit 1b. Lineage: Eukaryota; Metazoa; Arthropoda; Insecta; Hemiptera; Pseudococcidae. The coding region runs from base 242 to 1615 and encodes 457 amino acids. The transcript has 11 exons. Gene Ontology annotation, cellular component: COP9 signalosome. The record is from RefSeq and is a predicted model, not a curated record.